CUUUGUUUGCAGAUAGAACGGGGCCGUUCAAAGCUAUCAGCUGUAAUUACCUCUGAAGGCCUAUAUUACUGUUUAGAACUUUCCAAUAAUUUAUAUUCUUAUUAAAAAUGUCUGUUUUAAGAAGCAGUUGCCUUCUGGGGAGACUUGCAGGUUCUAUCCACUCUCAGUCUUUAAGGAUUCCAUCCACUCAGAUCCGGUGUGUAACUUUAAAAGUUACCCAAGGACAAACAGUACCUGAACAAUCUUUCGAAGAACGAAAUGCCUCCGCAAAGAGACCAUUGUCUCCUCACCUUACUAUUUACGCACCUCAGCUUACUUCUAUGAUGUCAAUAUCGUACAGAGUCAGUGGUAUGGCUCUUUCUGCAUAUGCUGUUGCUUUGGCUGGUGCCUCAUUCAUGACAUCAGAUGUGGCCCAGCUUGCUCAUAGUGUCACCGAAUUGGGCAUACCUACCGCUGUGUUGUUUCCUUUGAAAUUUAUGUUAGCUUUGCCUGCUACAUAUCACAUUUUCAAUGGGAUUAGACAUUUGGCUUGGGACACAGGAAAAUUCUUCACCUUAAAAAAUGUGUACGUCGGAGGAUAUUUAACUCUCGCUCUCACUUUUAUCUCAGCUCUUUACUUGGCUAUGUAGAAAAUCCUGAAUCUGAUAUGUUGAUAUCUCAUGUUCAAUAUUUAUUGUAAUUACUUAUUGUUAUGUAUUUUUGUUGAAUAAUUUAUUAAUGAACAGAUAUGUUUAAGAAAGUAUUAUAUUUAUUUUAACAUUUCGUCUCAAUAAUUAUAUUGAAAUCCACCAAAGAAUGCCUACCUAAUAGUUAAGAACACCAAAUAUCGUUUAAUACUUUUCCCCAUUACAUUCAUCUGUAUAUAUUGUAAUUUAUUUGUGAAGACAAAAUAUGAACAAGAAAUAUUGAAUAAAAAUAAGCGUUCUUAUUUUAAAUAAAAUGUUGAAAUUAAUUGAACUUCGUUUUUU
Molecule: messenger RNA, 968 nt
Organism: Nezara viridula (southern green stink bug)
Lineage: Eukaryota; Metazoa; Arthropoda; Insecta; Hemiptera; Pentatomidae
Source: the annotation of a GenBank genome assembly